AUGUACUGGGCUAAGAGUACUAGGAUAGAUAAAAUUGCAAAUGUGAUCAGCAGGGACCGCUGGAAGGAAAUUAAAUCAAAAUUGCACUGCAACGACAACUCGAAACUGAGAAGAGAUGAUCCCAACUGUGAUAGGCUGUUUAAAAUCCGGCCCUUAGUUGACUCAUUGCAGGAAAAAUUUAGGAACCUACCUAAAAGUGAGUUUCUUUGCAUUGAUGAACAAAUAGUCCCGUUCAAGGGAAAAUCCGGUCUGAAGCAGUACAACCCAAAAAAACCCAAGAAAUGGGGUUUCAAAAUUUUUGUUCUGUGCGACACUUCUGGUUUGGUUUAUGAUUUUGAGAUCUACUGUGGUAAAAUACAGCCUGUUGCUGGGUUCGCUGAUAUUGGUGCGAGUUCAAAUAUUGUACUAAAGCUUGUUGACUCAGUACCUAGAAAUAUGAACCACAAAUUGUUUUUCGACAAUUGGUUUUCUUCCUUGCCUCUCUUUGUUGAGCUCAAACAAAUUGGCAUUGAAUCAUUAGGCACAGUAAGGAGUGACCGAUUCAAAGGCCUGAACUUCCCUACUGACAAAGACAUGAAACAUGAUUUUGGUAGAGGCUCUGUUCUUGAAAAAAGUCAUGUGACAAACACUGAUGUAGAAAUCAGAGCUGUAAAGUGGAUGGACAAUAGGGGUGUGGUAUUAGUCUCAUCAUUUGAAUCCGCUCAGCCCCUCACAAAUGUCAAAAGGUUUGACAAAAAAGUAAAGAAGGAAAUACUUGUUCCUUGUCCAAAAGCUGUGAUUACAUAUAACAAAUUUAUGAGCGGAGUAGAUCUGCUUGACGGUCUUGUAGCAUACUAUCGGAUUUCCACCAAAUCUAAAAAGUACUACAUGAAAAUGGUGCAUCACUUUGUGGACAUGGGCGUUGUCAAUGCCUGGCUUGUGUACCGCCGUGAUUGUUCUCAAAAAAACUAUCCGAAAAAAGAAAUAAAAGACCUGCUGGAAUUUAGGUCCGAUGUUGCUGCAGCUCUAUGCAGCCAGGGAAAGCAGCAAGCUCGUAAAAGGGGAAGGCCUUCCUUUGAAGACCAAGAGGAAGCUGCAUAUGAAGAAAAAAAGAAGAAGGGUCCAGCCAAAGCUCCGCCUGAGGUCAACGUCAGGAAAGAUGGUUUAGGCCAUUGGCCUGUUGGCAGUAAUGUAAAUAGUGAGAUGGACGAUACGGACGAAGACCACGACUUCCUCCCUAGUGAUGACUCAGUGCCAAGCAGUGAAUCCGAUGACAAUGAAGUUGGUAUUAUGGAGAGUAUGGAUUGUUCGGAUGAAAUGAUUGAUUCUGUUAUUGAAAAUGUGAUUGUAUCGAGUGAAAUUGAAAAUGUAAAUAUUGAAAAUGUCGAAAGAGAAGUUGUAAAUAUUGAAGGUAUAGAUAGAGAUGUAACUGUUAAUUUAGGAGAAGUUUGA
Molecule: messenger RNA, 1431 nt
Organism: Homalodisca vitripennis (glassy-winged sharpshooter)
Lineage: Eukaryota; Metazoa; Arthropoda; Insecta; Hemiptera; Cicadellidae
Product: piggyBac transposable element-derived protein 3-like
Exons: 2
Coding region: 1-1431 (476 amino acids)
Source: RefSeq, a predicted model, not a curated record